ACAGUUUGUUCUGAGUCAUGGCAUCAUACAAGUUGGUUUCGAUGUUGGUUGUACUGUUGGUCGUAUUGGCCAUAGGCGUGCAGUACUCUGAGGCAUUUGUUGAUGCUUGCAAUGAAGUUUGCAGCAGGACUAAACCUGAGUGGGACGAGUGUUGCCGGGCGCACGGGUACCCGAAAGGAGCCGUGGAUUGCCGCUACCACGGGCGGAUGAACUGCUGGACAUAAACUAAUUAUUUUAUAUUCAAGCAUGAUUGUAAACGCAGGUCAAAGGAUUUGAAAUAAACGUUUCAUUAUUUAUAGUA
Messenger RNA from Leguminivora glycinivorella, 301 nucleotides. Its product is annotated as spodomicin-like. The coding region runs from base 18 to 224 and encodes 68 amino acids. Lineage: Eukaryota; Metazoa; Arthropoda; Insecta; Lepidoptera; Tortricidae. The transcript has 2 exons. The record is from RefSeq and is a predicted model, not a curated record.